Molecule: messenger RNA, 1910 nt
Organism: Symbiodinium necroappetens
Lineage: Eukaryota; Dinophyceae; Suessiales; Symbiodiniaceae
Source: the annotation of a GenBank genome assembly
AUGCAGGAUUGUCAUGCGGCACUUUCGAAUUGGCUUCACGCCUGGUCCCCUGCCAAGAAGUCCUGGUGCUGUGUCGUGCCGGCCGUGCCAGCUCAUGAUGUGGACGUGUCCAGUGACAUGGUGAGGAUGAUCCUUGGUCAGAAGGCUGAUGUUAACCAUGGGGACCAAUUCGGCUAUACAGCCCUCAUGCUCGCCGCGCAGUUCAACCAAUCCACCGACACAGUCCAAGCGAUGCUAGAUCACAAGGCAGAUGUGAACCGCAACAGCACAUAUGGCAGCACCGCCCUGACACUUGCCGCCCAGUAUGGCUCCACGGAGAUGGUUCGGGUGAUCUUGGGCCACAAAGCUGAUGUGAACCAUCAAAUGAAGAAUGGAGGCGCUGCUGUCGCAGUUGCUGCCCACUUUGGCUCUCCCGAGAUGGUGCGGUUGCUCCUGAAGCACAAAGCCGACGUGAAUGCUAGGGACGAGCACGGCACCACAGUGCUUAUGAGUGCAUUUAGUUCCAAGCAUCCGACCGACAUGGUUCAAGUGGUGCUGGAUCACAAGGCAGAUGUGAAUCGCAACGACACAUUUGGCAAUACCGCCCUGACACUUGCCGCCCAUUAUGGCUCCACGGAGAUGGUUCGGGUGAUCUUGGGCCACAAAGCUGAUGUGAACCAUCAAAUGAAGAAUGGAGGCGCUGCUGUCGCAGUUGCUGCCCACUUUGGCUCUCCCGAGAUGGUGCGGUUGCUCCUGCAGCACAAAGCCGACGUGAAUGCCAGGGACGAGCACGGCACCACAGUGCUUAUGAAUGCAUUAUUUGGUUCCAAGCAUCCGACCGACAUGGUUCAAGUGGUGCUGGAUCACAAGGCAGAUGUGAAUCGCAACAACACGUUUGGCAAUACCGCCCUGACACUUGCCGCCCGGCAUGGCUCCACCGAGAUGGUUCGGGCGAUGCUGGAUCACAAGGCAGAUGUGAACCAUCACAACAGGGUUGGAGGCGCCGCCCUCACCAUCGCCGCCCAGUAUGGCUCCACGGAGAUGGUUCGGGUGAUCUUGGGCCACAAAGCUGAUGUGAACCAUCAAAUGAAGAAUGGAGGCGCUGCUGUCGCAGUUGCUGCCCACUUUGGCUCUCCCGAGAUGGUGCGGUUGCUCCUGAAGCACAAAGCCGACGUGAAUGCCAGGGACGAGCACGGCACCACAGUGCUUAUGAAUGCAUUAUUUGGUUCCAAGCAUCCGACCGACAUGGUUCAAGUGGUGCUGGAUCACAAGGCAGACGUGGAUGCGGAGGAUGCGAAAGGCUACACGCCACUAAUGCUUGCAAUUAAACACAGCUCUGACGAGACCAUCAAGCUGAUCCUGGAUUGCGACCCUGACGUAAACAAGCACAGCUUUGGGGGCUCAACAGCACUGAUGCUGGCUUCUUCGGGCAGGUCUCUGACCAUAGUGGAACGGAUCCUCCAACACAGGGCUUUGCCGAAUGCUGUUCGACCCUUCGAUGGACUUACGGCCUUUCAUUGGGCUGCUAGAGCAGGCAACGGAGGAGCAAUCUUCUCGCUUCUGAAGCAUCGCGCAGAUGCAAACGCAAAGAACGCUGCUGGCCAAACACCACUCAUGGUUGCAGUUCAGAGCGGCUUGUUAAGCACAGCCGAGUACAUCGUUGAACACGGAGCGGCUCUGGAGCUACGGUCCAACACCGGCCAGACUGCUUUGCAGAUGUCGCAACAGCGACUCUUCCAGAGUGAGAAGCAGGUCCAGCACGCCAUCGGCAAUAUCAAGAGGUCAACUUCUUAUACGGGCCACGUCCGGAAGCAGUUGCUGGACGCUGUCGAGAACGAGGCUCGGACCGCAAAGUUGUCAGGGAGCCUCUCCUCGAAGACCGACAGUGGCUUUGCCGUUUUUCGCAGUCAGCUGAAUUCCUCCUUUCUUUG